Messenger RNA from Diabrotica virgifera virgifera (western corn rootworm), 6309 nucleotides. RefSeq names its product zinc finger protein 227-like. Gene Ontology annotation, biological process: regulation of transcription by RNA polymerase II. Gene Ontology annotation, molecular function: RNA polymerase II cis-regulatory region sequence-specific DNA binding; DNA-binding transcription activator activity, RNA polymerase II-specific. Gene Ontology annotation, cellular component: nucleus. The transcript is spliced from 2 exons. NCBI's taxonomy places the organism in Eukaryota, Metazoa, Arthropoda, Insecta, Coleoptera, Chrysomelidae. The coding region runs from base 46 to 1692 and encodes 548 amino acids. The record is from RefSeq and is a predicted model, not a curated record.
GGUGUAAAAUUUUCAUUAAAAUACCUAAAAUCAAGUUUUAAUAAAAUGGAAGUGAAACGAGAAUUUAAUGAGGAAACGUGUAAAAUAGAAAUAGAGUAUAAUCACUUGGAUGAUGCUGUUCUAGAUGGCUUUAAAUGUGAAAUCAAAGAGGAAUCCAAUAGCCAAAGUACACAUGGCACAUAUGAUUAUUUAGACUUAAAAAAAUGUCACAUAAAAACUGAAGUAGAACAACAUGGAAAUGCCUUUAAUCCAUUUGAAGAAAAUCAAGAAACUGAAAAAGGUUGUUUCCAAGGGAACAAGAUGGAAAUUAUAGAGACAAUAACUGAACAUUCAUCUCAGGAAGAACAUUACAUGAAUCCAUGUGCGGAAGGAAAAACAUUAAUAAAACAUGUAAAAGUUGUGACUGGAAAAAAACCUUAUAAAUGUGAAAUUUGUUUUAAGCAAUUUAGUGAAGCAUGUAAUUUAAAUACACAUUUGAGAGUGCACAAUGGAGAAAAGCCUUACAAGUGUGAGAUUUGUUUUAAACAAUUUAGUGAAGCAGGUAAUUUAAAAAGGCAUUUGACAGUGAACACGGAAGAAAAACCUCACAAGUGUGAAAUUUGUUUUAAGCAGUUUACUACAACGGGGCAUUUGAGAGUACAUUUGAGAUUGCACACUGGAAAAAAGUCUCACAAGUGUGAAAUUUGUUUUAAACAAUUUAGUAAAGCAGGUAAUUUAAAAGUGCAUUUGACAGUGCACACGGGAGAAAAACCUCACAAGUGUGAAAUUUGUUUUAAGCAGUUUACUACAGCGGGACAAUUGAGAGUACAUUUGAGAUUGCACACUGGAGAAAGACCUCACAAGUGUGAAAUUUGUUUUAAGCAGUUUAUUACAGCGGGACAAUUGAGAGUACAUUUGAGAUUGCACACUGGAGAAAGACCUCACAAGUGUGAAAUCUGUUUUAAGCAGUUUAGUCAAGCAGGUAAUUUAAAAGGGCAUUUGACAGUGCACACGGGAGAAAAACCUCACAAGUGUGAAAUUUGUUUUAAGCAGUUUACUACAGCGGGACAAUUGAGAGUACAUUUGAGAUUGCACACUGGAGAAAGACCUCACAAGUGUGAAAUCUGUUUUAAGCAGUUUAGUCAAGCAGGUCAUUUGAAAGUACAUUAUUUGAGAGUGCAUACGGGAGAAAGACCUCACAAAUGUGAAAUUUGUUUUAAGUCGUUUAUUACAAUAGGUAUGAUGAAAGUACACUUGAGAGUGCACACUGGAGAAAAGCCUCACAAGUGUGAAAUUUGUUUUAAGCAGUUUAUUACAGCGGGGAAUUUGAAAGUACAUUUGAGAAUACACACUGGAGAAAAGUCUUACAAGUGUGAAAUUUGUUUUAAGCAGUUUAUUACAGCGUGGCAUUUGAGAGUACAUUUGAGAUUGCACACUGGAGAAAGACCUCACAAGUGUGAAAUUUGUUUUAAGUCGUUUAUUACAAUAAAUAUGCUGAAAGUACACUUGGGAGUGCACACUGGAGAAAAGCCUCACAUGUGUGAAAUUUGUUUUAAGCAGUUUAGUCGAUUAGAACAUUUGAAACGACAUUUGAGAGUACACACUGGAGAAAAGCCCCACAAGUGUGAAAUUUGUUUUAAACAAUUUAGUCAAGCAGGUAAUUUAAAAAAACAUUUGACAGUGCAUACUGGAAAAAAAGCCUCACAAGUAUGAAAUAUGUUUUAAGCAAUUUAGUGAUAAAAGUAGGGGAGUUGUAGGAACACUGAGACGAAAAACUUUCAAUGCCAAUAACUUUUUUAUUAAAUGCUACUUUAAACUUAUAUUGUACAAUGAUAUUUGGUAUACAAAUAAGAAUUGAAAAAUCAUGUCGUUUUCUAAUAAAAAUAAAAGUUAACACCUUAAAAAUUAAUAUUAAUAUUAAAUAUUAAAAUUAAAAAUUACUAAAUGUCUCACUGUUCCUUUCAAUGUGGGAACACUGAGACGUAACAAUUAACAUUAUUUGACGUUAAGACUAUCAAAAUUUAAUUCAAAUUUUAAAAGCGAACUUUGGCUCUUCGUUAACCCUUGCAUUAAAGGGGGCGGCAAAAUCAUUUUAAUGUCUCUUUUUAAUACAUGUGAGACAUCUGGGACAACUGGAAAGAAGAACCCGUUUUCAUAUUUAGCGCUUUUUCUUAAAAACGAUAUUUUAAAAUCAUUUUCUUUUAUUUGAGACAAGACUUUGCCUACAUGAUAAUAUGUAUUUAGCUUAGAGUUGAAUUCAACGAGCACAUAAUCUCCAUCAUUUGGACAGCGAUCAAGAUCUUCGAAAAUAAUUGGUUCUGGAUCUUCACCAAUAUAAUCCUGUCCUCCGCUGGAAUCUUGUAAUUCCAUCUCAUUUUCGUCUUGCUCGUCAGAAUCACUAUCUAAUACGCACCUUGCACUUUUUUCUGUUUUGGUGUUUUUUCUUUCGAUUUAAUCAGCUCCAUUUUUUCCGGAGUAUCCGUAGCUGUCAUCCUUCCUUUUCGUGUUUUGUUGCCUUCCCCAGCUUUUCUUGUCGGAGCUUUAGGAUAACCCUUAAACACUGUUGGGCUAACAAAGGUUUUAGUAGUAGUAGCAGUAUUACUUGGACCUGGAUUUUCUACAUCUGGAGAUUCAUUUAUAUUUUCAGCAGCAGCUUCAACUGCAACAGGCGGCCUACCUGUCACAAAACUUGACAAAAAAUCUUCUUCAGUGAAGAUAUGCCGAUCGAAUGAAAAUAUUCCGGUUUUUCGAAAAGCGCUUGUGAUGUUAACUGGCGUCAUUGCUCGUGGAUAUGCUGUGCCCACAGGCUGCUACGUUAUAAAUUGUAAAUGUCUGACCGGGAUGGUUCAUCAUCCAUGCAUCUACUGCAGCAUUGUAGAAAUUCUAAAAUGGCUUAAAUAAACCUACGUCCAACGGCUGUAGUCUGUUCGUACAGUGUGGCGGUAUAGUCAGGAUUGUAACGCUAUUAUUUUUACAUAAAUCGAUUACCUCAAUCGAUAAAUGACUUUGAUGAUUAUCCAUUAACAAUAAAGAAGGGUUUUCUCUGGUACUACCAGUGUGCUUAAUAAAAUGCCUAACAACUUGCACAAAGCACUCUGAAUUCAUCCAACCUGUUUUUGAAGCUAGUCCUAAAGUUCCAGGGGGUGACCCAUUUAUCAUAAAAUGUUUAAAGUGUACUCUUGGGAACACCAGAGCAGGAGGAAUAGCUACUCCAGAUGCUCCAACAAUACAGCAUGUUGUAACGAGCGUUCCACGUUCACCACUUGUGGCUUUACUAACCUGUCGUAUACCUCUUUCUGCAAACACUUUUUGGGACUUUUGAACGGUAACGGUUCCUGUCUCAUCUAAAUUAAAAAUGCGACUACCAUCUCCAAACACAGGGAAACGCUGUAAAACGGUUUCAAGUUUACUGAAAAACUUUUCAACAUUAAAUCUAUUGAAACCGGUUGCCCUUGCAAGACUGCAACCUUCUGGGGUCCGGAUAAAUUAUUAGAGUGACGUUUCUGAAAUCCUUUCAUCUAGGCAAGUGAAGCGAUUUUUGAAGUAUCCCAGUUUGCUGGAACCACUAUGUUAUUGUAGGCUGCGGCUUCAUAUGACAGCUUUCGGGUAUCUUCUCUUGAUAGGCCAUAAAACAUUUUAGAACAUUUAAUUAUAUAUUCGCACACGUUCUCCUAUUCGAUAGUAAAAAUUUGUUUUACUUUUAAUUAGGACAUAAACGGACGUUCUCAUCUUGUUGAUAUUGUUUAACAUAUCUGUGGACUGUUUGGAAAGAGUCCUUUUAUUCGUGCUGCUUGCCGUAUAGAGGUGCCACCUUGUACUAAUUCAACAGCCUGUCUCAUCAGAUCUUCAGAGAAUCUUCCUAUUUUCCGAUCUGUUUUACUUUUUCUUGGCAUUUUCUUUCUGUAAGAGAAAUUAUUUUGCAAAUGACCUGGCUUAUACAACUAUAACGGAACAGUGAGACAGUGAGACGCGUCUCACUGUUCCAUCUGUUGUGUUGUCUCACUGUUCCUUAAAAAUUCGUUAAUAAAAAUCGAUUAAAGAAACUAAUAAAAUAUAUACAAAAAUCGUUUGUUUUAAUUUAAUUGUUUCGUAAAAUGGUUUACCUUUUAGUUAAAAUAACGUAGCUUGUCUAAAAAACUUCAAUUUUCGUGAAAACACCGGCCACGUGGAUACGGUAUAUUUACUACGAUGCACUCACUUCGAAUGACCAGCGGUAACUAAAACAUUUCUGGUUGAAGCUCAACCGUUUCUUGUUUGCUUCACUUCAAGGUGGUAAUAGGCAUAUUUGUUUAGUUCUACCGGAUAAUACCGAACGUAGUAAGCUAUACCGAGUUUGUCUCAAGGCCCCGUCUCACCAUCAAAUAAUUGACAGUUAUUUGAUCAAACUUGACAGUUAGUGACACAAAGUGACAGUUAGUGACGUCACAUCCUGAACAUCUGAUUCAAGGCAUAAUUCAAGGUAAGUUUGCUCAAACUCGACAAAUGACAAUCAGCUGUUAGACAUAACAUGAUGGAAUUUUAAUUUUUAGUAAAUAAAUUAAUAUUCAAACAAAUGAGAAGCGUUGAAAAGUCCUAUUUUAUGAACAAUUAGGUUUGUUCCAACAAGCGGCUAAGUCAGUCAGAAACUAUCAGCGAAUAGUCGACCAGCGCGAGUAGAGCGGAUAGGACUGAUAACUGUAUUAUAUUCUCUCACUGACCAACUGUUUGCUGACGGCUUCUGACUAGUUUGACUGUUUGUCGGAACAGACCUAAUAUUAUUAUAUUACUGAUUCUGAUUACUACAACACCUAGAGUGACUCACAGCUUAAAUUCUGAAAUGAUGCAGUCACUACUUGUGUCACUAGCUCAAUAUUGAUUAGAAAAUAAUUACAUACUGAUACUGAAAGUAAGUUACUAUACGUCUUCUAACAUAGCACAAGCUAUAUGUUUUGGGUUUUAAAUAUACCAUACUUAAAUACCUUGAAUUAUUUUAUGUAUGAUUUUGAUGUCAGCUAAAAUGAUAAAGCAAACUUUUAAAUAAUAAUGAGAAAACAAACACAAGGCAGUGAACUAUGAUUGCUAAUAUUUUAUACGUCCUUCUUUAUUAUCAGUUACAGUUGGGGUACUAUUUAUGUUAUUUUUUAAUGUCACAAAUUUUCAAUAACAUUCAAAUCUGGUGACUGGGCUGCUGUUUUAAUGACAUUUCAGCACUUAUAAAGCAACCAAAUAUGAACCCGAUAUAACAUUAUAUGUUUUGAAAAUCCACAAGGAAGAACUUCCUGUAGUUGGCUGUAUGUAUACCAUUAAUUACAAGUGAAAUUUAAUAAAAAAUUUUCUUCUUGGUAAAUGGUAUAUUAGUUUAAAAAGCCCUAAAGGGCUACAAACAUGUGAACAAAACGUUUUCGCUCUGUAACAAGAGCAUCAUCAGUGUUACAAGAACAUGGUGAGCCAACCAAAAAAAAAAUACAAAGGUCAAAGCCUUUUAAAAAGGAGACAAAAGUCUUAUAUAAAUAACUACAUUUGAAAAAUCCAAAGGAUGGAUAGAAAUUCCUAAGGAUACGGCCCUAAAGCAACAUAUGUUGUAAGUGGGUCAAAAGGUAAUUAGGUCAUUAUGUUAUAUUGUUGCCUGCCACCUCUUAACUAUGCUGAUGAUGCGAUGCUCUUGUUACAGAGCGAAAACGUUUUGUUCACAUGUUUGUAGCCCUUUAGGGCUUUUUAAACUAAUAUACCUUUUACCAAGAAGAAAAUUUUUUAUUAAAUUUCACAUAUAUGUUUUGGAUCAAUGUCCUGAUAAAAUGGGUAAUUAUCAUUGAUACGUAAUUUUUGAGCACUAGCAGUGAGAUUAUGUGUUAGUAUAUCCAAAUAUAUGUAUUGGUUCAUAUUACUGUUAAUAAAAUGCAAGUUACGUACUCCUGCAGACAACAUACACCCCCACAUCAUCACUCCACCUCCUACGUGCUUUCAUUUUUUUUAGUCUUAGUUCUUUAGUCUAUCGGACCCAAACAAGUUUAUUUUCAUCAGCAAAUAUUACUGAAUUCCAAAAGUUACAAUCUUUGUUAAUAUGCUCCCUAGUGAACACAAAUAAUGUAAUAUGCCCAUUUCUUUGGCUGAUAGAAGAUUUAUUUCUUGCAGUUCAUGUAGAUUAUUCUUUUGUAAUAUCCUAAAUAAUUAAAUUUAUUUCAAAGGUUUAUUAAUAUUUAAGUAUGGUAUACUUGAAACCCAAAACAGCUUAUGCUAUUUUAAAAGACUUAUACUAACUUACUUUCAGUAUGUAAUUUUUUUCUAAUACAUAUUGAGCAACUGACACAAGCUAGUUUUAUAGAGCUUUUCAUUCACAGUCAUUUGUUUCGA